GCGAGUGCCCACGCAUGCGCCGGACAGGCGCACCACACAAUCCGCGUUCGGCUAGGGCGGAAACGCUUUCCGGUGUAGAUAUACCAGAAAUAUUUCUGCUCUUCAGCCGUUAUGCUACGGCGGUGGCUGAGUGCUGAUAUCUGAGUGCAGAGUGUCGGUGUCGAGUGCUGGUCGCAAAUCGUGUCGAACGGAUUUUAAAGACGGUCGGUCCAGCUAUGAGCUGUGCGGCCAAGAUCUGUUAAUUGUUAAUCGUUCCGGAAUCGGCAAGUGCGUAUGAUUUGCAGUUGCAGUCCCAAAAAAAGCGAAAAGCACCGCUGGCGGUGUUCCAGUGAGCCGCGCACACGCCCACAUGUGCAUAGGUUGUGUGUUUGAGCGUUUAAAUGUGUUGUUACCGGUACCAAAUGUAAACAAAGUCCAGUGACAAACAUUGCAUUUUUAUGCAGCCGCAACUGAGCUACUGAGCGCCACGCACCUCAGAAGAAAGCAGCAGGAUGUUGAUCCGCUGGAAGAGCAAGGAUAAGAGCGCCUCCUCCAGCCAAAGCGCCUGCGGCAGCAGCAGCUCCUCCUCAAAAAAGAAACGCAAGGGACGCGAGGGCGAAGAAGAUUGGCAGAAUGACGCCAAGUCGGGACGACUUCCUUCAAGCGAACAGGUCGGCGACGAGAGACGUAGAGCCAUGCGACGCGACGAUCCGCGGCGCCACACGCUCGGUGGUGACAUGUUGGUGUACGGCGGCUCUCAGCACCCCCAUGCCCAUCAGAUGGCGCCCCAGCAACAGCGCGCCAUGGAUUUGGAGAUGAGUACGCGCGCCCAGAAGAACAAGAAGAACCAGCCGAUGCGGGGAUAUGCGCCCGUUAAUCAGGGACCGCUGUUCGAUGACGAUCCGGGCAUCAUGUCAGAAGUGGAAACGGCCAGCACCGGAUUCCGGAGGGGCGGCAAGCAGCGCUCUUCGCUCCCCGUGGUACGCACGCCAUCCAAAACGCUGGAGCGGCCGCUGGGAUUGGUUUUUCUGCAGUACCGCUCGGAGACGAAGCGCGCCCUGCUACCCAACGAGAUCACCUCGAUCGACACGGUGCGCGCCCUGUUCGUGCGCUCGUUCCCGCGCCAGCUGACCAUGUCCUACUUAGAGGGGCCCAACGUGAAGAUCUACAUCCACGACGCCAGCAAAGACAUGUUCUACGAGCUGGAGGACGUGCGUUCGCAUCUGCGCGAGAUCCGCGAUCGCUCCGUGCUUCGCCUCUUUGAGUCCACCGAGGUGGCGGCCCCACCCCAGAUCCUGCCCGGCGGCCCUGGCAUCCCGCAGCCGCUUCCCCCGGCACAGGCAAACUGGGACCAGGACCAGAGCUAUUUCAGCGAACCGGAGUUCGACUCGGACUACAAGCAUCAGCACAUUCACAAAUCAAAGAUUGGCAAACAGCCGGCGCCCUAUUACGUGGGAUCGUCGCAGACCUUGCCCCGCGGCAUGUACUCAUCAGAACGAAACAAGGUGUCGAUGGGAGCGCCUGUGAAACCACUCAGAUCUCUCAAUCCAAGGGGUAGCAUGGAACCCCUGUUCCCCUACAUCCCGGAUCAGUUAUACAGCAUUCCAGACGGCUACACCAGUUCUCCGGAACGCGGCAGCCGCGGCAACUACGAGGAGCCGUACUACAGCCAAUACGGCACAAGGGGCAGUGUCGUGGCCCCCAUCAUCGACGAGGAGCAGAGCGACGGAGCCAUGACCGAGGAUCAGUACGCCCUCUACGGCAUAAAGGUGGGACCGGGACCCAACCGCCUAGGCCACCGCGGCAACCAGAUCUAUGACCCCACUAGGCCAGAAGACUUGCACCGCAUACGCGUGGAGCACAUGGAACGGCAGCUGGCCAACCUCACGGGAUUGGUCCAGAAGGCUCUGGUUAACCAGAAUCCCCAGAUCGCUCCUCUAGCUGUGCCCACCCUGGACCCGAAUUAUCUUGUCGUGCCAACGCAGAUGCAAGCCAAUGGUUCUGGGGACGAGCUGUACAUACGGGAGAAAGCUCCCAAACUGGGCAAGAACUCCUGCCAAAAAUCCGUGUCCUUUGAGAAGUCCGUAUCGUUUAGCGAUGACAUACAGGGAAUACCAAAGUCUCACAACCCUCUACAUGCCGCUGACACGAAGCCAACCAAGCCGGCAAUCAAGUCGUCCACCCUACCACGCACCUCGUCACAAGAACGCGACCGCCUAAAGCCUCCUCCGCCGCCCAAGCCGAUUGUACUGGCCCAGACCACUCAUCCCAACUACCGGGCGGACAUUGCACUGGCCCCCGAGGUGUACAAUCAUCUGCGUGGCUUGCAAAAGAAAGCCAAGGAUCUGCGGAUGGAGGUGCGCACCUUACGGCGCCUUUCGCAGGCCCAGGCUGUCGCCGUACGCGAGGACAUUAAGGGCACUUUCAUGCGUAUUCGGGCCACGCUGCUGGCGAGCAGCGGCAGCUUUUGGGACCACCAGGGCGACCAGGACGCCACUCGCAUUUCGCGCGAGGAGGAGCUCUACAAGCAGGAGGUCAUCCGCCUAGAAAAGGACCUGAGCGACCUGGAGGGGUCCGUGGAAAACCUGCGCGGCGAGGUAAUAAACCGGCGCACCCGCGUCAACAUGACCGCAGUGGAGGACAUGGCUUUGGUGCUGAGUCGCGCUAGCAAAACUGUCGCUGAGCUGAAGCUUAAGUUUCCGGCACUCUCAAAUGGCUUGCGCUGCAUCCUGUCUAACGAGAUGGAGAAGGUGGUACGAGAAGAAAAGUUCCUCAAAGAAGAGCCCGACCGCUUGGAGUCGGCUCUGCGGCGCUGCAAGAAGCUGACUGGCACAUUGGUGACGCUCAAACGCUUGGCCAGCGUGCAGGAGCAACGGCUACCGCCAAACGAGCCGACUAUCAGUGAGGAGCCACCGCGGUCCGCGGACAUCUCGGCGCCCGACAAGCCAAUCCCAACACCCAGGAUGGGGACGUUCGCUCUCAGCGGGGGACUCGCACCCGAAAACGCACUCGAUGCUUUGCUAGAUGAGCUCAAGACAUUCUCCAAGCCCAUUGCCCAACAACAGCAGCAACAACAGCAGCCACACCAGCAACUAUACGAGAUUCGGCCGGAGGAUUCGGCAUCCGAUGAGAGCGCCCAGGCCGCAGUACAAAGCACUGUCACCACGCAAAUUUCGCAGGCCCGUCUCUACACGGAGGCGAGCGUCAACAUCCAGCAGGCGACCACUGGCAGCAUGGUCAUCGCUGUCGCCUCGGGCAGUGUGCCAGCUCAAGCCCAGCGCGGCGUGCUCACCCACCAGCAUUCACAGUCGCAGCAUUCCUAUCAGUCCCAGUCCCAGGCUCAGCUGAUGGUGCAAACCAACAUGGGCAGCCUGCGCCGCCUGCACUCCUACCCCAGCGAGUCGGACGGCGAACUGCAGGCCAGCGAGACGGCACUAGCCAACGGUGGCGGCAGCAGCAAGCCACCCGUGCCCGAGCGAAACGCUGAAUUGAUCACCAAGGUGGGCCACAAGCGCAUCCCGCCACCUCCGCCGCCACGCACCAGCUCACGCAGUCCACUGGCCAGUCCAACAAGCCCAAACAUGCCACAGAACCAGGCUGCCACAGCCGCAGUCAAUGUCAAUGUCAAUUUAAAUGUCAAUUUAAAUGCCAAUGCUAAUGCCGCCGGAAACAGCGUCGUGGGUGACGCCAUCGUGGCCAGCGGCGACACCUCCAGUGGGGACAACUCAAGCGGCAACGAGUCCGGCAACGACCACGUCCAGCGCCAGGUGGCGCUCGAGAUGCGUCACCAGGAGCUGCUUAAGAAGCAGAAACUGCUGCAGGAGCAGUAUCAGCGGCUGCAGCAGAUGAGCAAGCUGCCAUCGGUGGACUUGCCGCAGACGCAGGACAUGGCCGGUGGCAGCAACACGCUGCGCAAGCUGGGCAGUGAGACCAACAUCCAGCAGAAGAUUGCCGCAUUGAGUCUAGCUUGUGAGGCUAGUGGAGCCGCAGCUGCGGCGGCGGCGGCUGCUGCGGCUACCAAUGGUGUGUUGGCCAGUGAUGCUACGAGAGGUGCGAACGGCGGCGCGCUGGGUGGUGGGGGAGCUGCAGGGGCGGCUGGUGCGGGCGCUGCUGCUGUUAACUCGAAUUUGAAUUUGAACUCCCAACACCAGACAGCCCCGACGACCACCAAACAGCUGUACGAGACCGAGAUACUUUAACACAACUGGAAAUUGGCGUGGAACGAAGCAAAAAUCGACAUUUAAUCGGAGCGGUCAGGCGUCUGAAAUUGAAGUUAAAAUUGAAGCAUGGGCAAGUUAAACCAAAGUCUAUCAACACCACCUUCAUUAUUUGUGUGGAUGUGGAUUACGAUUUCGAUGGAAAUAAGAAUAAGAAUAAGAAAAAAACGUUGGAAUUUACAGCCCCUGGUCGCUCGCACUCAGACAUUAUCACCGCUGACAAAACAGUACAGAACCGAUAGUUAUGAAUGAAUAAUAACAACAAACACCAUUUCGUUUGUCAGUGUGAGCAAAGGCUCGCACCGUACUUGUAUUUACUAUCAUCUAAUUGUCGUACAUAAAUGUGUAUUUGCACAACUCCAGCAGUUUGUUAGGUGUUGUCUUAGAAAUCGCAACGCAAAUGAUAAGAAUCAAAGCAAAAACAAAUAUCGAAUGGAAUCACAAAUUAAAACCCGUGCAUAUGUGUAAUGCGUAAUCACCAUUUGUGCAACCCCAUAAAAAGUGGGCAUGGCCCUAUAAACACACCCAGAUGAAUGUAUUUAUGUAUGUAUUCGUUUACAUUGAUGUACAUGUUGCAUGUUGUGUUUUGUUGUUGUUUCAAUGAAGUUGCACACAGGUCAAGAGCAGGAAGGGAAGCGAUUAGAGCCCCACCAAAUUGCACAAUACUACGACGCAGUCGAAGAUUGAGAUGGAACACAAAAUGUUUUUCAGCACGAACACCCCCCAGCACUAAGCCUCAAUAUAUCAGUCUGUGUGGAUGAGUCAAUGCCCAAGCAGCACUCCUUGACCCAUAGUCCAGGACCUAGAACCUGGCCACAACACCACAACCACACGUAGAACUAAGAUUCCUCAACAUAGCCAAGCACAACGACACUACGAACAUAAACCGAUUAACAAUUAACUAUUAUGCAUAUGUACAGAUUUACGUAUGUACUUCAAAUAUGGCAUAGAUUUUUAUUAUUACCUUGGACGUGAGACUGAUAGUUCUAUAUAUGUAGCUCACAAUAUAUAUACAAUAUGAAAUACGAAUACGAAGAUAUUGUACUUAUUUUUAUUAAAAAAAAGUGAUUAGCUAAUUUUAUCCCAAAAAGUCAUAAGCACUUCCCCCACUCGAAGAAGGGGUCUUGAGCUUUCUAUUCUUGAUGGGAGUUUCGGAGAGUGUACGGAACACUUCGGACUACCGAAGGUUUUAUUACUUACACAAAGCACCUAUCAAACGGGUAAAGGAGUUGCGCGCCUUCGUGCAUAUAUAUACAUAUGCAUUUAACGCAACAUGCAAUAUCGCAUCCAAUGGUGGUCGGUCUGGAAGGCAACCCAAAACCAUAUCCUGGGUAGUUGAACAGGCAUUGCCUUAUGGCUCAGCGACAUACGGACACGGACGGAAUCGUAUUGUAUCCUUGUUCCUCCCUACCCGUUUUGGUCUUGAUCAGGCUUUUGGGUAUUUCGAAGUCGAGAGCUCUUGACUGCAUUUAUUUUUAGCAAAUCCAAAAGGUACCCGAAAAUAGUACACCAGCAUCCCUAACAUAUAAGUAUGUACAAAUAUUCCGAUGUUUGGAAGCAAUAAUUAAAUAAUGUGGAUAGACAGCUUGCACACUUAUACACAGACAUAAUUGGUUAUUUUUACUGUUUGGACAGCAUUACACAUCAGUAUUAUAGGCUAAUUUACUUAUAAAUUAAAUUGUACCACACCAAGAAAAAAAAAAUUUUUUUGCACCUCUGCCACCUUCUUAUAUUAAUUAAACACAGUCAUGUAUUUUUUAAAUUGUUCAAUUUUGAAAGUCUAAAUGAGGACUACAGUUGAGUCUGCCGAUCCCAAAAGUUGUGGGAGCGAGUCGAAACUACGUCGAGCGUUUUAGCGUAAGAUCUAACACCACGCAUAAAAAGAUACAACAUUUUGGAAUAUAUAUAUUACAUACUCAUAUAUGUAAAAAUUCAUAGUUAUAUUAUAUGUAUACCCAAUAGCUCAAAUACAGCCGCAGAAGGUCACCUUCCCAAGGCUUCUGCUGAUCGUACUUUAUAGACUAGCACGGUUAGCCGAAUCUUUUAUAGGAAGGCCGAGCUUUGAUACCCAAAAGUCCCGGCCCGGAGCAGUAGACUUGACCAUGGUGCAACUAUACAAGGUGGUCCCGACGCACGAGCUGCCCUCUUUUGAGGACGUUAUUUUUGCCAGUCGUUUGUCAAACGUGAGAAAGAAAUCGGUUGCUAUCUCUUUCUAGCGCUUGUCUCUGAGAAAUGUAUCGUCCUCGGCAGAGCUGACGGGAAAACCUUGUUUAGUUGCACCAUGGACAUGACUUCAAGACUAAAAUUUCAAACACAAAGCCCUUAGAUGAGCGCUCAAGACAUAACAUACACACAAAGACAAAUAAUUACCUAAUUUAGCAGAUUUGUAUUAUUUAUUUAGCGCCAUUCGACGAAUAUGUAUAACAUAUAUAUUUACAUGCAAAUUCACGCAACGAAUACACAUUUAAAUAAACAUAUUACAUGCAUAUGAUGGUAACAAUACGAACUCAAGAUAUUUAAGUAUAAAGUUUAACAAGCGUGGCGAAAUCAAUGGCAUCCUACACCUAACUGUUAUCCUUAAAAGGCACAUCACAGUUACACGACCCACUCUCCUACACCUACAUAGGUAUUUGUAUCGCUUAUAGGCGAGUAUGAUCAAAAAUCAAUAUCCCUGCCCGACUGGGAGAAGGGAGGUGUAAAAUGCAGAACCUCUGAAUGAUGGUAAAGCUGAAUUAAACGUGUUUGAAGUGCGUAUUUUUUUCUUAAUAAUAAUUACUCUAUUUAAAUUACAACAAUCCACAAAAAUAAAUAUCAUUCGUAAAAUGGA
Molecule: messenger RNA, 7023 nt
Organism: Drosophila gunungcola (fruit fly)
Lineage: Eukaryota; Metazoa; Arthropoda; Insecta; Diptera; Drosophilidae
Product: coiled-coil domain-containing protein CG32809
Exons: 18
Coding region: 492-4178 (1228 amino acids)
Cellular component (GO): cytoplasm
Source: RefSeq, a predicted model, not a curated record